Rubroshorea leprosula is the source of this 716-nucleotide messenger RNA. Lineage: Eukaryota; Viridiplantae; Streptophyta; Magnoliopsida; Malvales; Dipterocarpaceae. The record is from the annotation of a GenBank genome assembly.
CGGUGAAAUGGGCACAUUUUUCCACUUCAGAUACCAACAUGAAGCUAGUCGCCGACCGAAGCUCCCCUAAGCCACCGACUUCCUCUUCCUUGAAAACAGGUAAAAAGGCUUGGAAUUUCUCCUUCUUUCUUGUUCAAUCACAAGAUUUGGGGCUUAGAAUUCUCUCCCUCAACCCAGAAAAAAAUCCCGGUUCUGCUCUGCUCUUCCUCCCCUGUCCGUCGGUUCUGCUGGGUGUGAAUCCUUCGGCUUUUCGGGUAGCCCGUGAGUUUCCCCCUGCAGAUUGCCGUCGGCUUCCUUCCCAGCCGGACCCGGUUCUGCUUGCCGGAAUUUUAUGGUAUGUUGACAGCCCCAUUAAGUCCGAAAUUACCCAUUAAUUGCUGGGUUUUGUCCAUUUAGUUGAUGCUCUGUGAUUAUCCGAAAAUUCUGUGGAAAUAGGAAGAAAUUCGGCAGCCAUUUAAGUCUAUAAUUUUAGUUCAAAUUCAUGUAGAAAUGGCUUGAUUUGGCUGUGGUGAUGUUGCGUAGGAAAAUCCCGUGUGUGAGUGUGAUUUUGCCGAGCCAUUUUCUCCAUUUUUCUAUCCCGAGAGUUGGAAGCCAUAUGCAUGGGUGUUGUAUGUAUAUAUGUAUAUAUAUAUAUAUAUGUAUGUAAUUGUGUAUAUAUAUAUACACAAUCCGGUUGUGAUGCCCAAUUUUGAAGAAAAUAAAUAAAUAAGUAAAGA